UUAUUCACCGUCCCAUUCCCAUGAAGUUCUUCAUCGACGACCUCCCGGUGCUCUUUCCAUACCCCCGGAUCUACCCGGAACAGUAUGCAUACAUGUGUGAUAUCAAGAAGACGCUCGACGUGGGGGGCAAUUGCAUUCUUGAAAUGCCGUCGGGAACAGGCAAGACCGUGUCGCUUCUUUCACUUACGGUGGCGUACCAGAUGCACUACCCCGAGCACCGCAAAAUCAUCUACUGUUCACGGACAAUGUCAGAGAUUGAGAAGGCAUUGGUGGAGUUGCACGCGCUCAUGGCGUUCCGCUCGACGGAGCUCGGAUACGUGGAGGAAUUCCGCGGUAUGGGUCUCACGUCGCGCAAGAACUUGUGUCUCCACCCGACGAUCUCGAAGGAGAAACGGGGCGACCUUGUGGACGAAAAGUGCCGGCGGAUCACCAACGGGCAGUUGAAGGAGAAGGCAGCGCUGGGCGAGAUGGACAUCGAGGAGAUCCAGUCCCAGUUGUGCUCCUUUCACGAAAACCUCAACGACCGCGACCCCCACAACCUCGUGCCACCAGGAGUUUAUUCCUUUGACAGCUUGAUUAAAUACUGCAAGGCCGAGGGUACGUGUCCGUACUUCACCGUCAGACGAAUGAUGGGGUACUGCAACAUCAUCAUCUACUCGUACCACUACCUCUUAGAUCCCAAGAUUGCCGAGCGUGUCUCGCGGGAGCUUUCGAAGGACAGCAUUGUGAUUUUUGACGAAGCCCACAACAUUGAUAACGUCUGCAUUGAAUCUCUAUCCUUGGAUUUGACGGAAGAGACCUUGAGGAAGGCCACGCGCGGGGCAAACAGUUUGAAAAACAAGGUGGAGGAGCUUCGGCUCACAGACAGCAAUAAGCUUCAGAACGAAUACGAGAAGUUGGUGGCGGGACUCCGCGAGGCGGAGAUUGCACGCGACGAGGAGCUUUUCAUGGCGAACCCCGUUCUACCGGCGGACCUUCUCGACGAGGCGGUUCCUGGGAACAUCCGCCGGGCAGAGCACUUCAUCUCGUUCUUGAAGCGCUUCAUCGAGUAUCUCAAGACGCGCAUGAAGGUCCUCCACGUGAUCUCCGAGACGCCUGCGAGCUUCCUUCAGCACUUGAAGCAGCUAACCUUCAUCGAGCGCAAACCGUUGCGCUUCUGCUCGGAGCGCCUCGCGUUGCUAGUCAAGACACUCGAGCUCAACGAGAUUGACGACUUUACGGCGUUGAAGGACAUUGCCACGUUUGCAACCCUUGUCGCGACGUAUGAGUCGGGUUUCCAGUUGAUUCUUGAGCCGUUUGAGACCGAGGGCUCCACGGUGCCGAAUCCGAUCCUCCACUUUACGUGUCUCGACGCAUCUAUCGCGAUGAAACCCGUGUUCGACCGCUUCUCGUCCAUUAUCAUCACCUCCGGGACCAUCUCGCCGCUCGACAUGUACCCGCGGAUGCUCAACUUCGAGACCGUUGUCCAGGAGUCGUACACGAUGACGUUGGCGCGGCGUUCGUUUCUCCCGAUGAUCGUCACCAAAGGUCCCGACCAGGUUGCAAUCUCGUCGCGGUUCGAAAUCCGCAACGAUCCGUCGGUCGUACGUAACUACGGGUCGUUGCUCGUGGAAUUUGCCAAGGUCACGCCCGACGGUCUCGUGGUUUUCUUUCCGUCGUACCUCUACAUGGAGAGCAUUAUCUCGCAGUGGCAGACGAUGGGCAUCUUGGACGAGGUCUGGAAGUACAAGUUGCUCUUGGUCGAGACACCCGACGCCCAGGAGACCGCGCUCGCGUUGGAGACAUACCGCACGGCCUGCUCCAACGGCCGUGGCGCGGUGUUGUUGUCGGUUGCGCGUGGGAAAGUGUCCGAGGGGAUCGAUUUUGACCACCAGUACGGGCGCACCGUGUUGAUGAUUGGCAUUCCGUUCCAGUACACUGAGUCGCGUAUCCUUAAGGCGCGUUUGGAGUUUCUCCGUGACCAAUACCAGAUCCGGGAAAACGACUUUUUGAGUUUCGACGCCAUGCGACACGCAGCCCAGUGUUUAGGGCGUGUCAUCAGAGGCAAAGACGACUACGGGGUUAUGGUGUUGGCCGACCGGCGGUUUUCGCGUAAGAAGGGGCAGUUGCCGAAGUGGAUCGCCCAGGCGUUGAUGGAUGCAGAUACGAAUUUGAGUACCGAUAUGGCGGUCGCCAAUACAAAGAAGUUUUUGAAGACAAUGGCGCAACCCGCAGACCCAAAGGACCAGGAAGGGGUUUCGGUGUGGAAUUUGGAGCAGUUGCGGCGAUUCCAGCAGGAACAAAUGGAGUUUGACAUGGGCGAGUUGGAUGAGGAGGAUUUGAUGGAUUUGGAUGGGGAUGAGGAGUUGGAGUUGGCGGGGUUAUAACCGUGGCGGUUGUAAAGCAAAGUGGGGCCAAGCUGCUUGAUAGACCAAAUCUGCCAAUAUUGUCUCACUCUAAACGUUUAUCACCCUCUAUAAUAUAGAAUAAAACUGGUAUCUGUCCAGUAAACCUGCGUUAGUGUUUUAUCAAGGGUUGAGUCUUGUCCGUCUGCAUGUGUAUAGUGAAUUUGGGCGUGCGACUUCAACAGCCGUGUUUCUACAAUUGGUCAACAGAUAUAACGUAAUGGUUAAUAAUAAAAGUACAACAAAA
Babjeviella inositovora NRRL Y-12698 is the source of this 2631-nucleotide messenger RNA. It is a transcript of the gene RAD3, whose product is annotated as TFIIH/NER complex ATP-dependent 5'-3' DNA helicase subunit. Lineage: Eukaryota; Fungi; Ascomycota; Pichiomycetes; Serinales. The record is from RefSeq and is a predicted model, not a curated record. Gene Ontology annotation, biological process: transcription by RNA polymerase II; nucleotide-excision repair; positive regulation of mitotic recombination. The coding region runs from base 21 to 2366 and encodes 781 amino acids. Gene Ontology annotation, molecular function: damaged DNA binding; DNA helicase activity; hydrolase activity, acting on acid anhydrides, in phosphorus-containing anhydrides. Gene Ontology annotation, cellular component: nucleus. The transcript has a single exon.